GCAAUAACGGCCAGCACUUAUCGGACCAAGUCAAACAACGCAGAUGAACUCUCCGUGCGCCAACCUAAACUCAGACUGAGCAACAAAGCUUUUGCCGAGGUAUGUGCAUAAUAUUUCAUCUCAAUGGUCCCCCUCACCUACUUCAUGCUCAUGAAGACAAAUAAUCCCAAUAAAUGAAGCGGCAAAUAACUCCCGUCAUGGGUAAUGUUGCUGCGACCUCCAUGAUCGAUAUUCAUAGUUACACAGAAGCAUAUUCCUCACUUUUAUUCGAUAAUCAAACCUUUUUUGCUGCAAAAGCUAACUUGCUCGUUCCAAAGACAACCAAACAAACUGCCAAGCAGUGGUUCGAUCUCCCAAAAACAGACAUGUACGUAAAGGAAACAACCUGCACCUCCGAAGGCUUUGGCUUUGGGAGAAGGUUUACGGGGAAGUGACUGACUGAAAUAUUUCAAUACAGGACUCCAGAGAUGAUCAGGGAUCUAAAGUUGCUCAAGAUGCGCAGCACACUGAACAACAAGAUCUUUUAUAAGAAAGACAACAGGGCAGCCGUACCCGAGUUCAGUCAUGUUGGAACUAUCGUCGCCGGACCUACCGAGUUCUUCAGCGCGAGAAUGACCAAGAAGGAGAGAAAACAGACUCUGCUCCACGAGGUCAUGCAGACCGAGAAAGAGAACAAGAAGUUCAAGAGCAAGUACGGCGAGAUCCAGAAAGCAAAGACAAGUGGCAAGAAAGCCCACUACAAGAAGAUGACGCAAAUGAGAUAUGGCAAGAAGUGAACUUGAUGCUCUCACUGCCCACUUCCUACAUGUCGAGGCAAACUCGCCUUGCUCGACCCACAAUCAGCCUGGUAAGGCAGGAUGGCAAGACGCACGAAGUGCACCUGCACAGUUUCCACACUGUUUGUGCCGGCUAAUCGUUGCACUUCGCAAUUGUUCUAGUUUUCGAUCUGUUUUGAGAAAUCGUCCAGCAGAUCGGGAAUGGCUAUGUACACGGCGACCAGGAAUCAGGUCAUCUAUGCUGAAGCAUCAAGCUUGGCUAUGACCCACCUUAUGGCUCUUCGCAGAGACUGAUUGACCAUGUCUCAGUCCCAUGAACACUACAAUGUCAUGCAAAGGAAGCUACGCCUGCU
This is a messenger RNA of Truncatella angustata, 1129 nucleotides long. Its product is annotated as Fcf2 pre-rRNA processing-domain-containing protein. The record is from RefSeq and is a predicted model, not a curated record. Lineage: Eukaryota; Fungi; Ascomycota; Sordariomycetes; Amphisphaeriales; Sporocadaceae. Bases 468 to 776 code for a protein of 102 amino acids. Gene Ontology annotation, molecular function: RNA binding. Gene Ontology annotation, cellular component: nucleolus. The transcript has a single exon. Gene Ontology annotation, biological process: RNA processing.